Molecule: messenger RNA, 1015 nt
Organism: Anoplophora glabripennis (Asian longhorned beetle)
Lineage: Eukaryota; Metazoa; Arthropoda; Insecta; Coleoptera; Cerambycidae
Product: myosin-11-like
Exons: 5
Coding region: 82-822 (246 amino acids)
Source: RefSeq, a predicted model, not a curated record
GAAUUGUCAUGGUCUGUGGUAUAAAAAAACAGAAGAAGAAACAUAUUUUUUAUUUAGUUUGAAUGUUCUAAAUUGUUAAAAAUGACUUUAAAUGAAAAUCUGUUAUCAACAGAAGAAGUAGAAAGAGCUUUAACAGAAAUUGAAAAUAAAUAUUCUCCAAUUAAAUCUAAUGGAGCAAACUAUCAUGAAGACAAUUUAACAGUUUUAGUUAAGGAAUUUGACUCCAUUGGUCUUCCUUCUGUAGAUUUAUCACAAUCAUUAACUAAGAUUUUUAAUGAAGUUGUAAGUAAUGCUAGAUCACUUGUGCAAAUUCAUCGGAAAACCCUUGCUCAAAUGAAAAAUGUAAAUAUUAACAGUAAAUAUAAGGAAUCAAAGAGUACUGAAUUAUAUAAAGCCAUCGAUGAUUACAAGUUAAAACUGACUAAACAUAAAGAUGUAAAUUCUAGUUUACAAAAUAAAAUCAUUAAAUUGACAAAUGAUCACACAGAGGUCAUUAAAAGAGAGAUUGCAUUAAAAGAAGAAUUGGAAAAAACCAAGAGAUAUUACAAAUCUAAACAAAAUGAGCUUCAUCAUCAAAUAAAGAAAUUAAUUAAAGAGAAUGGCCAUUUAAAGGAAAUGUUGGGAAAAGAUAUGAAUAUACCCAACUCAAAAGAUGAAGUUGUUUUAAAAUUAUUGAGGCAAUACAAGGAUAAUGAAGAAAUAUACAAAGCUACAAUUCACAAGCUUCAAGAAAAUAACAGAGAACUGUUAAGUGAAAUCGUAAACUUGAAGGAAGAAAAUACAGUGACAUUAGGAGAUGACAAUAAACAAAACUGUUUUUAAAACUUAUCUUUUUAAAGCUAAUUUUAGUACUACCAUUUCUACUUACCGUUUUUAACUAUUACGUUUUAGUUAUUUAUUCCCUUUGUGUCUGUUUAUAAAAUCCAAUAAAGUUUACCUCAUUUUAUACAGUAAGUAAAUUAUAUAGAAUCCGUACAGGUAAUCCAAAGGUGAAAAUUCUCAAAAAUAUACUCCA